AUGUUCUACCAGUUCACAACAGGCUGCAGCGUAUCGUUUUGCAUGAUGAAAUUAUCGGACGAGAAGCAAGCGACUGCUGCCAUACAAACGCUCUCGCGUUUCACUCUCUUUGGGCUUGGUCUCAACCCAGAAAAAUACGAUCCUGAGAAGUUUCCCGCUUGGCGCCAACCCAGUCUUUAUGCCGGCUGGAAACCAUCACCGUCAAGUGAUCUCAAGUCUCGAGUGUUUCGACCGCCCAUGACGGCCUCUCCCGAAAUCCUAGCCUCUUUGAUAGCGGAGAAGUGGGUGCAGUUUCAAGACCUACCUCCUGUAGAUCCAGCAAAAAAGGGAUCAUAUUUCGAUAUUCUACACGCGUUCUACAAGAAGUUCCACCAAUACGACGUUGUAGGCAUCACAACGGUACGAAAACACGAGAACCCGCCCAAUGGCUGGUGCUGUAAGAUCCAGUUCGGAUCGCCAGAGGAGGCGAAAGCUGCACUCAACUCUCACGUUGAAGCUGGUGUGUUCCUGGGCCGUCCAGCGAAAGCAAAGAUUCACAGAGGUGGACCCAAUGUCCACAGAGAACUCUGGGCCUAUCGGCAGUCCCUUCCCAAGGACACUCCGCUGAAGGACGUCGGUGCUCUGCUGGAACAGAAGUACAGAGAGGUUAUUAUCGAGGGCAGACCGAGUCGCCAAAGAAGUAAAUACCCGACGCCAGAAUCAGCUGUCGCACUCAAGCUCGCGCUUGGAUGA
Messenger RNA from Ascochyta rabiei, 732 nucleotides. RefSeq lists its product as uncharacterized. The coding region runs from base 1 to 732 and encodes 243 amino acids. The record is from RefSeq and is a predicted model, not a curated record. The transcript has a single exon. Lineage: Eukaryota; Fungi; Ascomycota; Dothideomycetes; Pleosporales; Didymellaceae.